CGGCACUUCCCUUUGUGGCAAGGUGUUGUGGCCAAGCAUGCUUGCCGCCCCCGCACUCGUCGCUUGGGUCAGCAGCACCGGCGAGGAGGGAGCUGGAGGCGGUCUCUCCGCGGGCCCGGGCGCCUUCGCCUUUAGGGCUGCAGGCCUCGGCCCGCUGCCAGGAGAGGACUGCUUCUGGUGGUGUGGCGCUCGAGACGGGCCCUGUCACGGCUUCUGCGGCGCCGGCCGCGCCUGCUGCGCGGCCAGCGACGCGCCGGCUGACAGUUGCCCAGCCGAGGUGCCGUGCGAGGGCAUGCACUGCUGCGUGGCCGAGUUGUCGGAACCGCCGCCUCCGCCUCUGCCGCCGCCCUCGCCGGCGCCGCCCUCGCCGCCUUCGCCGGCGCCGCCACCGCCCACCGACUGCCUGUACUGGUGCGGCGGCCGCGACGGCCCUUGCCCGGGCUUUUGUGGCGAGGGUGGCGCGUGCUGCAAGACGACCUACACGUUCUGGGGCGGGCUCGGACAGGCGGCGGCCGGAUGUCCGAUAGAGUCGUGCGACGGCCAGCACUGCUGCACUCCUCGCGCCCCAGAGCCGCCCGCACCGUCGCCGCUACCGUCGCCCCCACAGCCCCUCCCUCCGCCGCCGCCGCCGCCGCCGCCGCCGCCGCCACCCUCCCCGCCGAUGCCGCCGCCACCGUCGCAGCCACCGUCAACGCCACCGCCCGGGCCGCCGCCGCUACCCCCGCCGCCGCCACCGCCGCCGCCGCCACCACCUCCGCCGCCGCCACCCUCCCCGCCUAUGCCGCCGCCACCGUCGCACCCUCCUUCCGCGCCACCGCCUGGCCCGCCGCCGCUACCGCCGCCGCCGCCGCCGCCGCCACCGCCACCGCCGCCGCCCCUGCCGCCUCUGCCACCCAUGCCAGCGUCACCGUCGCAACCCCCUUCCGCGCCACCGCCUGGCCCGCCGCCGCUUCCGCCGCCGCCGCCGCCGCCGCCGCCGCCGCCGCCGCCGCCACACCCGCCCGCACCGCCUCCGAGCCCCGCGCCGGCGCCGCGGUGGACUGCGAUAAGCAUCGCGCCGCAGCCGCAACUGCCCUCCCCGCGGCCUCCGCCCCUCCCACCUCUUCCGCCUGAAGAGGCCCCCGGUGCGUUUUGGGCAGCCGUGACCGCGACUGCAGCUGAGAGUCUGGCCGGGCUAUAUGACGAAGGCUCGGAAACCGAAGCGCCGCCGCCGCCAGUCUUGCUGUUGCCCGGCCCGCCGCCGCCGCUGCCGCCGCCGCCGCCGCCGCCGCCGCCGCCGCCGCCGCGUCCACGACCAAAGCUGACGUGCCAAGAUGUGGCGCCCGACUGCGCAGACCGUCCGUAUGUGUGCCACGCGUUUGCCUACGCCUUCUCCCACUGCCAACGCACCUGCGGCUUUUGCACAGCGGCCGCGCUCCUCGAGGAUGGCUCCCGCAAGGACGCGCCGCCGCCUGGCCGAUCCUCUCUCCUGCUGCUCGUGCCGGCGUCUGCGCUCGCGGCGCCCGAUACACGUUGGCGUCGUCCGCCUCGAGACACGAGACGUAGACCCUUCCUCCUCUGUCGUCCUGUAGGCAGCGCUCGUCUUCGCCGCCACCGCGCCAUGGCGUGCAGCCUCGGCGAGUCUGGUGUGAUGCCAGAAGCUGGCGAGAGAAGGGCUCCCGCCCCCGUGCUCGCCGUGAAGCCCGUGUGGGUGGAGUGCGGGGGCUGUGCGCGUAUAGAGUUAUGGCCGUUCGAUGCCACGAUGGAGUGACGGGGGUCCGGUCGCGGGUCGCGCGGGAGCCGGGAGAGUCGAGAGAGAGCGCCAGCCGACAGAGCCGUGCGGCGUAUCCGUGUGUCGGAAAAUUGUGUCGGGAGUGUUUUCUA
Molecule: messenger RNA, 1863 nt
Organism: Emiliania huxleyi CCMP1516
Lineage: Eukaryota; Haptophyta; Isochrysidales; Noelaerhabdaceae
Exons: 3
Coding region: 38-1750 (570 amino acids)
Source: RefSeq, a predicted model, not a curated record